Molecule: messenger RNA, 888 nt
Organism: Plasmodium gallinaceum
Lineage: Eukaryota; Apicomplexa; Aconoidasida; Haemosporida; Plasmodiidae
Gene: GLP3
Product: Cg6 protein, putative
Exons: 1
Coding region: 1-888 (295 amino acids)
Source: RefSeq, a predicted model, not a curated record
AUGAAUAGAUAUAAGAAAGCAACAAAUAUUAUUUAUUUGUAUAGUGUAUAUAACAUUUAUUCAAAUUGUAUGGAUCAUAUUUCAGAAAAUAUCUUUCAACUAAAAAUAUCUACAAAAUUACAAAAUGUAAUGACAUUCUGUGAAAAUAGAAAUAACAAAAAUAAUAUAAAAUAUGAAAAAUCUUCUGAUACUAUUUUGAAAAUUUUUGAAAACGAGAAAAAAAAAAAUAGUAUUACUCCAAAAGAAAUUCAAAAAAAAAAAUUUAUUGAUAAUUUAAAUUAUAAAAAUGUUCUAAAUAAUGAAAACUCUCUUACAAAUGAAAAAGGGGAGAAUGAAAAAAAUAGUAAUUAUGAAGAUAACUUCGUAAGUAAUGAAAAAGAUUAUUUCAAUACUAUUAAUAAAAGUAAUAAACUUUUUAAUGAGACAAAAUCAAACGAAAAAAACGAAGAAAAAACAAUGAAUAACAAUAAAAAUGAUGAUAAAAUUAACAAUUAUGAAUCAUAUGACACUGAAAAAAAUAAUAAAGAAGAAGGUGGAGAUAUAAAUACUAUGAAUAAAUCUGAAGAUGAAUUGAAUGAAGACAUGAUUAAUUUAAUUGAGAAUAUAUUAAAAAAACAUAACAUAGUUUUGUUCAUGAAGGGUACAGCUUUAAAUCCCUUUUGUAAAUAUAGCAAGCAAGCUAUACAUAUAUUAAAAUUAAAUAAAGUUAAAGAAAUUCACACUGUAAAUAUUUUAGAUAACGAAAAAUUAAGAAAUUCCUUAAAAAUUUAUUCUAAGUGGCCUACAUUUCCGCAAUUGUAUAUCAAUAGCAAAUUUAUAGGAGGAAUAGAUAAAGUUCAAGAGUUGCAUGAUAGUAAUAAAUUAAAAGAAUUAAUAGAAAAUUCGUAA